UGGGAAUUUGGCUUUUCUCCGAAGCGCAGGUCUGGAUGGGCCACAUUUAAGAACCUUGAACUUCAAAUGAUUCUUCUAUCAGGCUGGAAAACACGUUUGCUUCCCUCAAAGGAACUGAGUCUAAAAUGAAGUUAUGGGACAUUGUAGCCACGUGUUUGUUGCUCUUGAGCGCCGUUUCCACACGUCCGAUCUUCCACAAGCAGCAGCCUUCCAAAAGAGCCGUCGUCACGGAACGCCACUAUAAGGACCCCAUCAUCGACUCCCAACCUGAAAACACUCACCUAAAACAGGCCUCCAUGGAGGAACAAUAUUAUUUAACCGGUCUUUACCCGGAGCAGUUUGAGAACAUAAUGGACUUCAUCAAAGCAACUUUUGGCCGAUUGCGGCGGUCGCCGGAGUUGGAUGUCGGCUCUCAAGCGAAACGGGACAAGGGACGACAGAAAGGAGCAACAAAAGGCGAGAGGGGCGGACGGGGACGAGGAGACAGAAAGAGAGGUCGCGCAAGAGCCGGCGGCCGAUGGGGAAAGGAAAGUCGAGACGACAGGGUCAAAGGUCAAGGGCGUGGUUGUCUGCUUAAAGAGAUCCACCUCAACGUGACGGAUCUGGGGUUGGGUUACAGGACCAAAGAGGAAAUGAUAUUCCGCUACUGCAGCGGUCCUUGUUACGACGCGGAAACUAACUACGACAAAAUCCUGAACAACCUGACGCACAACAAGAAGCUCGACAAAGACACGCCGUCCCGGACUUGCUGUCGGCCGAUCGCUUUCGACGACGAUAUUUCGUUCUUGGACGACAGUUUGGAGUAUCACACGCUAAAGAAACAUUCCGCAAAAAAGUGUGCCUGCGUUUGACGCGGCGAAUGGGACGGACGAAAUGCUCUUGCCGAGAAACGCAGCGGCGAAGACGGAAAUCGUGUUGUGGCAUUAUCUCACAGCGUUGCUGCGGAAACAAUGCUCUUGCAGAGACUGUGCUGUGCCGUUAAACUGUUUAGUAUUCACUUUGUUACCAAACCAACAAGAUUUCCCCCAAACGUACGGCUCGGACUUGCUAAAG
Molecule: messenger RNA, 1053 nt
Organism: Xyrauchen texanus (razorback sucker)
Lineage: Eukaryota; Metazoa; Chordata; Actinopteri; Cypriniformes; Catostomidae
Product: glial cell line-derived neurotrophic factor-like
Exons: 4
Coding region: 126-851 (241 amino acids)
Biological process (GO): negative regulation of neuron apoptotic process; positive regulation of branching involved in ureteric bud morphogenesis; peripheral nervous system development
Molecular function (GO): growth factor activity; glial cell-derived neurotrophic factor receptor binding; receptor tyrosine kinase binding
Source: RefSeq, a predicted model, not a curated record